Mesorhabditis spiculigera is the source of this 315-nucleotide messenger RNA. Lineage: Eukaryota; Metazoa; Nematoda; Chromadorea; Rhabditida; Rhabditidae. The record is from the annotation of a GenBank genome assembly.
AUGGACGCGUUCCUCCCCCCUCCUUCACGCCUUCAAAAGACCAAAAAAGCGUGGAACCAGUGGAUCGUCGCGGGACCUCAGAAAACAUGGGAAACGCGACGAACGCGAAAAAGAACAUUGUUUGUCCCGGCCCGACUUGGUGAUGAUGAUGAUGAUGGAGAUCAACGGCUGAUGCCGGACUACAAAUUCUACUAUUUUGUCAACCGCGGCCGUGGCGAGGCCAUUCGCCAGAUGUUCCACCUCACCGGCACCAAAUUUACUGAUGAGGUGUUGACUCAGGAGACCUGGGCGCCGAUCAAAGAUGGUGCGCUUUUU